Labrus mixtus (cuckoo wrasse) is the source of this 4938-nucleotide messenger RNA. It is a transcript of the gene rexo1, whose product is annotated as REX1, RNA exonuclease 1 homolog. The transcript has 16 exons. The record is from RefSeq and is a predicted model, not a curated record. Gene Ontology annotation, molecular function: exonuclease activity; nucleic acid binding. Lineage: Eukaryota; Metazoa; Chordata; Actinopteri; Labriformes; Labridae. Bases 122 to 3907 code for a protein of 1261 amino acids. Gene Ontology annotation, cellular component: nucleus.
UGGCGCUGUAGGGACGUUGUUAUUGUUCCGUCGCUCUCAAAGAUCUUUCCGUUUCGACAGAGACUACGCGGAAAAACGGCCGGGUGUGUUCAUGCGGGCAUGAGAGGAACAUUUAGAGACAAUGUUACGAUCCACCGGCUUCUUCCGAGGGAUUGACUGUCCGUUUUACGCGGAGUACAGCGAGGAUAAAGGCAGCAGAAAUGGGUGCAACAGACCGUACUGUCACUUCAGACACAGCAAGCAGAGACGGGCUUCAUACGGAGCAGCAGCAGAUGUGAAGAAGCAGAGAGGUCUUCAGUCCGCACAGAAAGAACAAGGUUAUGAUCCUUUCAACCCAGAAGUUGUGAACCCCCAGGAUCAGCAGGAUGGAGACCUCAGCGGGGCUCUGGAGAUGGUCAACAAGGCCAUCGAGGAGGUCCGCAGUCAGGUGGAGAGGGAAAAGAGGAAGCUGUCUCGGAUUGGGGAUGAACCAUACAACCCCAGCAAAAGCGCCGGCAUGUCUUCGUCUGACGCUGUUAAAAGUAAAGCGCCACCUUCACACAUGGCCUACGACCCAGGGAGCUAUCAGAUGACAUCAGGAGGUUAUAAUCCCGCCCCAGGCUGCAGCAAGUACAGUUUGGAUUCAGACAAGCAAGGGAACCAUAGUAACUCGAUGGAAUAUGUUCCAACUUCGGUGAAAAAGGCUCCAUCUCGGAUACAAACACACCAACCCCCCUCUCCUCCCCCCAGUCCAAAGUACUCAAACAGCACAUCUUCCUCUAAGUGUAAAUACACGGUGGACAAUUCUAAACCGUCUACAGACAUGGAGUACGACCCGCUGUCCAACUACUCGGCAGGAAUUGCGGCGAAAAGUAAGAGAGAGGGAGGUGCAAAAGCUGUGAAAUCACACAAACUUCAAGGAUCGAACACGUCUGAUCAGGAGUAUGUCGUAGCUGCGAAAAAACCACGGCAGCAGGGUGUAGACUCCAAAAAGUACACUUUCUCUGACUCUGAUGGUGAGAGCUCUGGAACAGAGUAUCGACCCACGUCGCUUAGUAAUGUUCAGCAGAGGAAGGGCAACAGUAGUUCACUUUGGGACGCUGUAGGGAAGGAGAAAAAAGAAAGAACUGAAAGUAUGCUGAAUGCACUGACACAGAGGAACAAAGAGGACUCUGCAGGGGACUCUGACGUCCAGGAAUAUGUGAAGCACAAGGACCACACAGAGAAAAAGAAAGUAGCAGGUCAAUCUAGUUCAGACAAAAGAGGCAAAUCUGAGAAAGUGCAUAAAGCUGUAAAGGAAGUAAACAAAACAAGUGGUAGUAAGAGUGUUAGCAGCAGCAGCAGCAGCAGCAGCAAAGACAAAGAGUUAAUAAAGAACUCAAGCCAGGAUUCCGCAAAGAAGGAGAACAAGAGUCAUGAAAAAAGAGACGAUAGGAAAAACACAGCCAAGGUUAAAUCCUCUGAUAAAUCUCAGAGGGAAGGCAGAGAAGAAAAGAGAAGUGAUGGUAAGAUCAACGCUGCAGAAAACGUAAAAACAGACUCAAGAAAACGAGAUAAAGAUGCGGAAAACUUUGCAAGGGAAAGCAAGAAACUCAAGGUAUCAGACAAGGAAAAGGAACACAGCCGGUAUAAGGACCACAACCACAAAAAUGGUAAACUUGAUAGCUGUAAAAGACAAAAGGACCUAAAGAAAAAUAGCAAAAGCAGUCCUAGCAGCAGUAAUUCUAGUAAAGGUUGUUCUGCAAACAGUAAAGAAAAAGAGAAGCACAACAUCAGCUCUUCAAAUGGAAAGAAACUUGAGGGUAAACGGCGAAGUGCGAGUCUCAGCCAUGCUGAUCUGUUUGGAGACGAGAGUCCAGAGGAGGCCUCUCGGAUAAUGUUAGAGGAUUCGGAUGAAGAAGAAGAAGAAGUGCUGGUUAGAAAAUCUGCUGAUGCUUUAAAACGGGGACGUCUGAACAAGAGGAAAGCAUCAGAGCUGACUCCCUCUUCCUCUGACGAAGAGGUUGUUGGCGGGGUUGAAGACGACGCGGCAGGUAAGGACGAACUGGACGGUGUUGGAAUGGACUUCUCGAGUUUCCAGGACGACCUGGACUUUGACUCAGACCCGAUGGAGGAGUGUUUGCGGAUCUUCAAUGAGUCCAAGGACGUUAAGAGGGAAGACAAGGGAAGGCAAGCUAAACAGCCCUCCAGGGACAUAGAGGAGGAGAAAGACACAGAGAGCACUUUAACCACUCUCUUUCCUGGUCAAAAGAAGAGAGUGUCUCAUUGUGUUGCCAAAGGAAAUACUGAUGCACCUUCAAAGAGCGCAGUGCAGCCGUACAGAAGACUCACAGCGCAGGAAGUCUGUUACCGGCGUAUGCAGAUGGCUCAGCAGCAAGCUGCUCAGCUCUCUGCUUCAGUGAAAAGUUCCUCGCAGAGCUCCAGCCCCGGCUCCUCUGGAGAGAGGAAGAGGGUAGCACACCGUCCAAGCCCACAGAUACCAUCCUCCAAAACAAAUGUCAAACCAGUUGCCAAUCGAGUACUGUCCCCGAACCAGUCCCAUGAGACUGUGAAGCCCCAAACCACCGCAGGCAUCUUGUCUAAGACCUCGUCCACUGCCAUGCAGAGGAGGGUGGCACACACACCCACCAUGAAGAGUAGUUCCAUGAAACGACCCGUCAUCCCCACUGAGUUCGGGGCCAAAGUUCCCACCAACGUCCGCCAGCGCUACCUCACCACUUUCAUAGACGAAUGUGUCAAAUUCUGCCCGUCGGAGAAAGACGCCUUCCAGAUGGCCCUGGAUGAGGAGAAGCUGGUGUAUGAGCGCAGUAGCAGUAAGAACAUCUACCUCAAUGUAGCUGUCAACACCCUGAAGAAGCUCCGCGGCAAGAGCAGCUCCCGUCCGUCAGCUGUCCCCAAGGAUCCUGGAUCUGCUGCUAACAGGAAGGCUCAGUCCCAUGAGGAGGUCUUAGGAGGUCGCCUCGCUGCCACAACCAGCUUCACUGUCAACAGGACGGGUAAACAGCAGGAGGAGAAACUCAUCGGAGCCACACUGUACAAGAGGCUGCAGGCGUACCUGAUGACAGAGGAGCAGUUCCAGGAGAAUGGAUACCCGAGAACAAACCCUGAAUCUGCAGGCAGAGCUGUCAUUCACAACCUGCCUGAGAAAAAACCCGUUACAGACCCGUUCAACAAGGUUUGCUGUCGCUGUGGAGCGGAGUAUAAAAUCAACGUCAACGGCAGCUGUGUUCGUAAAGAAGAAUGUACCUUUCACUGGGGACGUCUGCGCAGACAUAAAGUGUCUGGAGGCUGGGAGACAAACUACAGCUGCUGUGCUGCGGCUGUGGGUGGUCCAGGAUGCCAAGUUUGCAAGCAACAUGUUCAGGACGGGCGUAAAGAGUCGUUAGAUGGUUUCGUCACAACGUUCAGUAAAGCUCUCCCACCUGAUGGCAACGGAGGGGUGUUUGCUUUGGACUGCGAGAUGUGUUAUACAAAGCAGGGCCUGGAGCUGACGAGGGUGACCGUCAUCGACUCUGAGAUGAAGGUCAUUUAUGACACAUUUGUCAAACCAGAGAGCAAAGUGGUUGAUUACAACACACGGUUUUCAGGUGUGACGGAGGAGGACUUGGAGGACGUCACCAUCAGUCUGAGAGACGUUCAGGCUGUGCUACUUAGUAUGUUCAGUGCUGAAUCCAUCCUUAUAGGACACAGUCUGGAGAGCGACCUGCUCGCUCUGAAGCUGAUCCACAGUACAGUCGUAGACACGGCCAUCGUGUUCCCUCACCGCCUCGGCUUACCCUUCAAACGCGCCUUGCGGAACCUGAUGGCCGAUCACCUCAAACGCAUCAUCCAGGACAACGUGGAGGGCCACGACUCAAGCGAAGACGCCUCUGCCUGCAUGGAGCUGAUGGUUUGGAAGAUCAAGGAGGAUGCCAAGCUCAAAAGAUGACCUCUGACCCCUUUACUCUCUCCUUUUCCACAGUUAAGCUUCCUGCAUUCAUGAUAGUUACAGGAAGAAAGUUAAGGGUAUCUGCUCCCAGAGAGUGAAGGACAGAGUAUGGAUGUUGCUGCCUAAUGAAUAAAAAAACCAGUCAGUCAAAGCAAUAGGAGCCUGAAUAAACAGUCUUUUUUCAUUUUCUUCUAGGUAUUUCUGUUCUAAAUAACAUUACUUUAAAUGUAUUCCUGUUUAUUUGAGACAUGUCUUUUGAGGCCUCAAACAUUUUAUGGAUAAAACUUUUCUAUAUAGCGAAAAUACCGGGGCAUUUUCCACUCAAUGGUCAUGACUGAUAUGAUAUUUAUGGCAGGCUGUAUUUCAGCCUUAAUUGCACUAAAGAAAAAGCUCUUGUUUUAUAGAGCCUGAGUCUUGAGUACCUCAUCUGUGUUACAAAGCAUUGACUUCUAAUGAAUAACACGUUACAUGUUGUUAGGUACACGAAAGUGCAUUGAUGUCUAAGUGUGUUGAACAUUAUUCUGUAAAUGCACUUGGGUUUUUUUUGUUUUUUUCACUUUGCACCUCUUUUUUUUGUCACUGAUGCUCUGUUUAUUAUGCGUUUCUUAUCCAGGUUGUUGGUCAUCCCUUGAAUCUGACUAAUUCUAUAAUACUUGAUCAUACAAAAAGCUCUCUGCUUCUUACCUAUUUACUUGAUAGAAUAUAUCACUGUACUUCAUAGUUCAGAUAAAACAUAGUUCAGACAAGACCGCCUGCAUGAAAAAGACCAUUAGGAAUCAUUGUGAUAGCAGCUAUGACAUGUUAUUCCUCCAUUAUGACACAAAAUGAGAAUCAGUGUUGUUAAAUUAGGACUGUUGAAUACAUACAAUUAUCAUUUAGUGAGUACCAGCUAACCUGUGCAGUUUUAUGUUCAAUUUGACUGAAAAAAAAGUACUUGAGUGCUCUAAAUACGCUGUAAGCAUUUUCCUUUUUUAUAUGUUCUUUUUUUCUGUUGUUUAACUUUUUCUAUUAAAAAGUAUUAGUCAAAAGAA